AUGCCUCUUUCGUCGCAGAUUAACCGGGCCCGGCCGGCGUUUUUCGAGUGCAUCCAACCAGUGGAGCAGACGAACAUCGAUAUUGUUGCAAUUCCAUCCAUCGGGGCCCAUCCCCGGAGUUGUUGGACUCCCCAAGGCGCUCAGUUACCAUGGUUGGAGUCCGAGCUGCUCAAGCGCAUACCCCGAGCCCGCGUGCUACUGUAUAGUUACGGCCAGAUCUCUGAGCGAGAUAGCAUCGAGGCGCUAGGCCAGCGACUGCUGAACCUCCUCAUGCAUGAACGCCGCCAUGAAAUCGAUCAGCGACCGAUCUUCUUUCUCUGUCAUAGCACAGGUGGCCUCGUUGUCAAGGCCUGUCUUGCUUUAGCAUCGCGAACCGAGCCGACCCAGGCGAUCUUGACGAGCUGUCAUGGAACCGCCUUCUUCGCGACUCCUCACCAAGGAUCGACUUAUCUGUCCUCGGAUGAAUAUCAAAAAAGCAUUCGUCGGUUGCUUUGUCUGGAGCAGGAACUGCCCCCGUCGCUCCGGGAACAAUUUCGCCCUCGGGAUGAACGACUCUGGCAUCUUUCCAACCAGUUCAAGGCUCUCUCGGCGGACAUGAAAGUCUGGUCUUUUCUUGAGACUGUGGACUCCACAAUGCAAGUGCAAGACCUGUACUCGAACAACUUUAUCGAGUUUCACGCUCCUAUUUGUUCCAUCCGAUCUGGCCUUCUCGUCAUUGAGCAUGAAAUCGAGAUCCCCGUGGGAACAGACCACGCUGGAAUAGCCUGUUUCGAAGGACAGGAUCAAGCCCUUGAGACCUUUAUGAACGAUCUGAAAGCUGCAGUGGAGACUGCUGUUGAGCUCUCCACGCGUUUUGACUACCAUCUGCAUGUCGAGGAUGAAGUAGCGGUCCAGAUCAAUGGGUUUUUUGAGGACAUAGCCUUGGGCGUGAGCGACGAGAGCCCUCUCAAGAUGUGGACCGCUCAAGUUUCACUCAAAGAGUACCUAGACUCGGGUCCCUCGGCUUGUCUCCGGGAGCGUCUUGAACGGUUUCGUCCCGGAACUAUGGAUGACUCGUCGCUGAGCAGUGUUGGUAGUCGAGUCAUUCCCCGCGAAGUCGUACAGAGACCCAUACAUGAUGAAAGUUCAAUUGAGGAAGAGCACAAAGGGUCUCAUGUUGAUGACGAGGAUGAUCAGAAACACAAUGAGAAUCAACCAGUAAGACCUCCUUUGGAGCACAGCCAAAGUGACCAAAGCAUUUUGGAUCCUCAUUUUCACUCUCCGAUCAUACACAUCACCAAGGCAUCCACGGAUGGACCUCUGGACACCCAAGUCAGUGAGAGCUCCCUGGCUACAAUGGUGCGACAAGGCAGAGGGGCAAUUCCACGAGCACUGAAUAUCGCCCGUCUCAGGGGUCCAAAACGUAAAGCAUCUGGAGAAAGCUCACGAGCAACUAGUUCUAGACCUACCUCAACCUCGGACUCAUUAACGCAAGAAUCAGACUUCUUGAAAAUUCCGUCUUCGACGAGAGAUCGCAUAACUCUCGAAGCGGAGCAAGCAGAUGUCCCUCGGUCGCUGCCAAGAUUUGAUAGACCCGAUCCUGGCACCGAGAAGCUGUUGUGGAUCCAUGUUCCCUACACGAACACUGCAUGGGUAUCACAGGUCAUCCGGCGGGCGUGCGAAGAUCGCGGGGAACCUACCUUUCUUCGUAAAUUCAUCAACGAUGAGAAUUGGUAUUUAAAUCUCAAUCGAGCUCGACACAAUGAGCCCCAUGCCCGUUUCGUGCGACCCAAGUGCAUUCAUUCGCGACAGAUGGAUGUCUCCUAUGGAGCAAGAGAAAGAAAUGAAGAAGACCCGCAACUUGCGCUAUAUACACCCUAUCUUCACUGGGACACGUAUCGGAACCUGAUCCAGCGACGUAAGGUCGUCGAAGAUCGACUACACCAAGGUCGAUCGAGACCGGUGCCAUUCCGCAUUGACAAGUCCAGUCUCGAAUCGAAACUCAUAUGGCAGUAUCUGGGAUGUGAGCCGCCAAUUCACUUCAGACGCACAUUAGAUCAGUUUGGCUAUCCCAACCUGCGGUCUACUGUUGCUCGUGAUGACGACCAGAUGCUGUGGAAACGGACCCGAAAGCCCGCCCGUAUCGACGACCAGCUGCGCGAAUACCUGGACGCAACCAGCGACGACCCCGAGGGUACUGAGCCGGCUCAAUUCAUGGACGGUAAUGUAUUGAUGGUUGAUCAGCUUUGGCUCUGGAUCGUGGAUCAAAAGACAAUCGUAACGUUCUUCCCGAAUCAGGAGGCGACGACCUCAGAGGGUAAGUUGUUCGAGCAAUCCAACCUACACAGCAGUAUCUAUAAUGAACUGAAUGGAGAUUUGGCUCGUCGAUUUGAGACGGCGGGGGACCUGGCUGCCUUGAUCAUGCUGCACGCUACGACCGUGCUUUUAGACAGGACUUUGCACCGGGACCUGCAAGUCUUGCGCAUCUUCGAGGAGUCAAUCAGUAUACUUACUGAAUCCGUGACCAAAUCAUUCAAACGCUUUCGUAACCAGGGGUUCGUCCAGGGUCCUGCCGAUUUUGACCGGAAUGCACAGGGCAAGAAUAUGACAGCCGCAGAGCGCGAUGCUAGAGAUCGCCGUACUGCGCGGCGCAACCGCGACGACCUGUCCGUUCUCCUUGAGCUGCGCGACAUUGAAGAUGAACUCGCGACUAUCCUCAAGCUUUUGGACCAACAGGACACGGUCAUCAAAAGUAUGAUCAAGUACUUUGACCAAGAUGGUUGUGGAAAGGUCUUUCUUGACGCCGCACAGAUGCGGAUUGACGAGUAUCGGACGCAGAUUGGUGAAAUGAAAGAGAAUAGCCAUUUGGCACAGAAGGCGGUGGAGACCUUGCUGGAUUUGAAGCAAAAGCAAGCCAACGUCGAUGAGGCAAAGAUGGCUCGCUGGGAGGCGGAAGAGACGCAGAAUCAAUCCCGCUCCUUGAUGAUCUUUACGAUCUUCACGGUCAUAUUUCUGCCACUCUCCUUCUUCACGUCUCUGUUUGGUAUUAAUGCCCGUGAAUGGAGCGGUACGCCGGAGAAUCUGAGCCUGGCUGAAAUGUUUGAAAUUGGCGCCCCGGCUUCCUUUGCCAUCAUCGCCAUUGCUCUCCUUCUCGCAUUCAACGAGAGUCUCCGACAGAUGGUCGCCAAAUCCAAUAAGAUCGGCCGAGGACUCCUGGCAGACUUUGUCUCCAGCCCAGUCAAGAUGCUGCUGCAUUGGGAAUCCGUCAAGGGAAAACUUCCCACUGUGCUGCCUGCAGAAGACUCGACGAUGCGGAAACGUUUCGACCAGUACCUCGGGUAUAACAACCGCCGGAUGCAGAUUGUGGAUGACUUUUGGCAGCGUCGACAAGUAGAUCGAUCUCCAAUCGAGGAGCUGGAACGGCGGCAAAGGAAACGGGUCAAGUCCAUGUCUGCUGCGAAUGGAUGGGGAGCGGAGUUUUCUGAGAAGUUACGACGAGUCAGCGAGGGGGUCUCCAGUCAUGUGUGA
Molecule: messenger RNA, 3507 nt
Organism: Penicillium oxalicum
Lineage: Eukaryota; Fungi; Ascomycota; Eurotiomycetes; Eurotiales; Aspergillaceae
Exons: 9
Coding region: 1-3507 (1168 amino acids)
Biological process (GO): metal ion transport; transmembrane transport
Cellular component (GO): membrane
Molecular function (GO): metal ion transmembrane transporter activity
Source: RefSeq, a predicted model, not a curated record